AUGCGUCUCAUUCACACAGAGCGGUUACAGCUUGAAGAAUUCGCAGAUGAAAUCCCGCCUUAUGCAGUUCUCUCGCACCGAUGGGGUAAGGAAGAAGUUACGUUCCAAGACAUCCUCCUCAGCCGGAACCAUGGUACGGAGGGCUACCGAAAAGUGGAGAACAUCUGUAAAGUAGCCAACCAGGAUGGCUUCGAGUAUGCCUGGAUUGACACCUGUUGUAUCAACAAAGACAGCAGCGCUGAGCUGUCCGAGGCAAUCAACUCGAUGUUCAGAUGGUACGAAUCGGCGGAACGGUGUUAUGCUUACCUACGCGAUGUCUCUCUGGAAGAUGAUCAAUUUGAUAUAUCAACCAAAGUUAGAAACAGUGAAUACUUCAAACGAGGCUGGACCCUUCAAGAGCUCAUUGCUCCAUCGGACGUGCGUUUUCUUGCAAAUGACUGGAGUGAGAUAGGAUCCAGGGAAUCUUGGUGUACCUUGAUACAUAGUAUCACCAGCAUAGACGAAUCGAUACUGAGAGGCUCAGCACAGUUGUCCGAUUUCAGUAUUGCCAGGCGAAUGUCAUGGGCUUCAGGGAGAAAGACGACACGUGUUGAGGAUACAGCCUACUGCCUCAUGGGGAUAUUCCACGUUAACAUGCCAUUGCUCUAUGGAGAGGGAGAGAAGUCUUUUAUAAGACUGCAGGAAGAGAUUAUGAAGGAGUCAGCCGACCAGACACUUUUCGCAUGGGAACCACGCGAAUCAUCAGAUCGAUCUGCAACUGGUCUUCUUGCACGAUCACCUGCUGAUUUCAAGCAUUCUGGAGAUAUCAUACCUUUUUACUUUUCAAAGAAGGAUUCUGCUCCGUUCUCGGUAACUAACCGGGGUAUAAGGCUACAUUUACCCCUAUACCACAACCUACUAAUAAAAGAUGUACUUGUACUUGAGUGUCAGGAUACCUCAAAAGGUUACAUAACACUUGUGGGGAUAUAUCUGCUGUCCAGCCAUGGCGGGCAGUUGCAAUAUAUGAGAUAUAACUCGCGGUUCUGCAGAAUUCCUCUGUGGAGAAUACGUCAUGCCAAGGCACAAACGAUCUAUGUGAUGAAGACAUCCAUUGGCGAGGGAGGGAGCUCUUUGCUGCAUGAGCGUAAACCUUAUCGCUAUACAGAAUUCCGUCUCCGCAAAGAGUUAUCGCAGUCAGGAGAGCGCCCGAAAAAGCUAAUCCUAUGUUUCGAUGGAGGGAACCAUAAGCAUGGAGCGAAUCAUCAAUCUAACAUCGAGAAAAUUCAUAACAUGCUUUAUGGCACAAACGGCUCCCAGCUUUGUCACUACCAAAGAGCUAACUUCAGCCGUCCUGAUGACUUUAAAGCAUGUAUGGGUGAUGGAUAUAGUUGGCUCGUAGAUCACUACAACGUUGGAGAUGAGAUAUUUCUUUUCGGCUUUUCUAGUGGGGCUUACAUAGCUCAAGCACUCGCAAGAAUGGUCGACUAUACUGGAAUCUUACCUGAUAACAACGGGGGCUUUCUGGAUGCCUGGGACAUCUACCAAGCCUGGAAUUACUAUGCGCUGAGAGCCGAUGUUGAUGAAAUGUGGGAGGAGAGAGAGAGAUAUUUUCGAAUGAAAACUUUUCGGGAAAAGCUCAGCAAGCCAACCAACAGGAUCCCAUUUCUUGGUUUAUUCGAUACUGUCGUUGUCAAAUCCAAAUAUCUCGGUAGAGAAGGGGAACGAAUCUUUACAGGCACGGAAAUUUCGAAAUCAGCCAGUACUAUCUGCCACGCGGUCUCAAUAGAUGAAUGCCAGCCUGAAUUACGUCCGGUUCUCCUGAAUGAAGAGUUCGGCGAUGGACUACGUAUGAAAGGUAUAAAGCAAGUCUGGUUUCCAGGUAGUCAUGCUGACAUCGGAGGCCUCGUACCACUAGACUCCGAUGAGACUUGGAGUCUCAGCCACAUCCCGCUGGUUUGGAUGGUCCGCGAGGCCACAAACGCCGGUCUGUCUUUCAGGCUCACGACGCAGUUUGGAUGCGAUGAGCAUACACAGGUCAGCCCACUAGAUCUGACCAAGAUAAUGGACAGUGGCAGUUUAAGCGACCAUUAUAAUGCAUUCACAGUCAGUCCAGGAACAAUCUUCUCUAGCGGCCAGUUGAAGGACUCUUUACAUCUGGCAUCCACACAAGGCCACCUGCACAGCACCGUGAGCCACAAACACACAAUGAAUCAAAAUGUCACUCGCGCUCUUCUUGACCAUACUGCAUAUCGACGGUUAACCGUCGCAAAGCGUCGAAAGCUCCCAAUUUUCGCCAAAUUGCAUAUUUCCGCUAUCAACAGAAUGGGCGCGGAGUCCACCCAUUACCACCCAGCUAAUCCGAUUAUGAACCGCGAGCCGGGUAGAACAAUGACCUUAUAUACUGCGUACAAAAGACAUCACUUGCUAGCAAUCAGUGGUGCCAACGAUAUAGUUGGAUCGUUCUACGUUGCUAUAAACAAAGCCGAAGCUCAGUCAAUUGUGCCUGUUGAGCCUCCAAGUCUCUACUCCAAAAUACGCCGCGUUGCAACUUCCAAUUUUCGUCGGGCCGAGGGAUCUACUUUAUUCUAG
Aspergillus caelatus is the source of this 2568-nucleotide messenger RNA. RefSeq lists its product as uncharacterized. Lineage: Eukaryota; Fungi; Ascomycota; Eurotiomycetes; Eurotiales; Aspergillaceae. The record is from RefSeq and is a predicted model, not a curated record. Bases 1 to 2568 code for a protein of 855 amino acids. The transcript has 3 exons.